This is a messenger RNA of Mixia osmundae IAM 14324, 723 nucleotides long. RefSeq lists its product as uncharacterized. The record is from RefSeq and is a predicted model, not a curated record. The transcript is spliced from 3 exons. Bases 1 to 723 code for a protein of 240 amino acids. NCBI's taxonomy places the organism in Eukaryota, Fungi, Basidiomycota, Mixiomycetes, Mixiales, Mixiaceae.
AUGUUCGCCUCCUCAGCAGCCUUGCUCGCCUUUGCCACACUCGCAUGCGCCGGAUCAACGUACACCGUCGCCGUUGGUAUCGAUGAGACGACAGGCAUGCCCGGCACAGGUUUCGACCCAAAUGAUCGAUCAAUCAGUUCGCGCAUCUUGCCUCAGGUCGGUGAUACAGUCGUCUUCACUUGGGCUCCUGCUUCAGAAGAGAUCUCGCGCUCGCUCGCAUCAGGCUUCCAGUCGGCGGAGUACUCAGUCACUCAGACGAGUUUCGAUCAGCCCUGCACAUCCGUGACCGGCUGGGAUUCAGGCGUACACAAUACUACCCUCUUUGGAGCCCAGAACGCUCACAAUUACACGAUCAUCAUUCCCAACAUGCAACCCUAUUGGUUUGCUUCCACCAAUGGCAACACGUGUCAGCAAGGAGCCGUCUUCUCGAUCAACAGCAAUGUUUCCGAUCCCCAGACAGACCCUUUCGACUUUGCUAAACGCGCCCGUCACGCCCAAGCCUUGGCAGCCGUCACGACCCUGACGUCAGACAGUGCCUCGUCGACCAGUACCGCAAUGACCUUGGCUAGCAUCACGAGCGCAACCGUCACGCAUACUCCCAUCAUCUCUGGCCAGACGAGCGACAUGAGCACCACAAGAUGGUCAGGUCGUGGCGCAGUCAUCGUCCCCACUGCCUGCGUACUCGGCGUUCUUCUCGUUCUGGGGUUUAUCAAUGCGCUCUAA